Molecule: messenger RNA, 558 nt
Organism: Dichomitus squalens LYAD-421 SS1
Lineage: Eukaryota; Fungi; Basidiomycota; Agaricomycetes; Polyporales; Polyporaceae
Exons: 1
Source: RefSeq, a predicted model, not a curated record
AUGAACGACUUCGACAAAAUCAAGGACGACGCCGUUCCGUCCAAUGGGCUGUCAAACGACAUCAUCAUCAGGUCUUCCGACAAGGUCGACUUUGUCAUUCAAAGGAAGCUCCUCUCUGAGGCGUCACCCAUUCUGAGGGACAUGCUGCGCAUGUCUCAGCCACCGCCAUAUUCCGCGGAACCCCAAGACGAAAUAGUCGGUAGUCCUCCUGUGCUCGCCCUCCCCGAGGACGGCGCAACUAUCAGUGCGCUCUUGCAGUUUCAUACACAUGGUCUCGACAAAGACGGCCCCACCCUAUCGAAGGUGCGGUCCAUCCUGGAGGCCGCUCGGAGAUACCGGAUGUAUGGCGUUGUUGCCGCCUUCAGACCUCGCCUUGUCGAACUGGGAAAAUUGCGCACAGAUGCUCUCUCUGCAUUCGCCAUCGCGUGCUCUCUCGGCCUUGAUGAAGAAGCGGAGACCUUGGCUCCCCUCGCAUACGAGCUCCGUGGGAGAUACGUUCCGGAGCUUGGUGAUAUGUCGGCAGGCGUUUACUAUCGGCUUAACCACUACGAUCCCCGG